AAGCUGCCAGGAGAAUUCACAAUCCUGGGGAUGGGGGCCAGGCAGGGGAGGGGGGAGUCAGGCCAGUCCCCGCAGAGCGAGGGGCGGACAAGCCGAGACUACAGAAAGCAGGCCUCGCUCGCGCUCCAAAGUAAAGCAAACCGUCCUCCCGGUCCUGCCGGGUUCCCGCAGCCCCUCUGGAAAACUCCUUCCCCUCUUGCACCAAACUUUGCGCCCGGCUUUGCUCCCUCCCGGGGAGGCUGCGGCGCGCGAAGGGUUAAGCCUGCCUGUCCCAGCUGACAGUCAGCUGAUUGGGCCCUGAUUGACAGCUCCGAAAAGUUUCCUUGUUUCUAUACUAUUAUGCUAAUCGCGGCCGCUCUCGCCGCCUCCCAUUGGCCCCGAGUACCAGUCAAUUUCCCCUUUGGGCCUGACGUCACAAGUGGUAUAAAACUCAGCAAUUGCUUUAAACUCUUCUUGCUGGAUCAGAGGCUUUAAAAUCUUUUUUCAUCUUCGGGCUGUAGCUCGGGCUGCUCGUCGGCUCGGCCUCCCCCUUUCUGCUCUCUGCCUCGCUCUUCCCCAGGACUUCGCUAUUUUGCUUUAAAAAAAAAAAGGCAAGAAAGAACUAAACUCCCCCCUCUCUCUCCUCCAGCCGGGCUGCACCUCUGUCUUGCACUUUGCACGGAGGGAGAGAGAGCGCGCGCGAGAGAGAGAGGAAAGAAAAAAAUAAAAAGAGCCAGGCAGAAGAGGAGGCGAGAAGCAUGAAGUGUUAACUCCCCCGUGCCAAGGCCCGCGCCGCCCGGACAGCCGCCCGCCGCGCCUCCAGCCCCGAGCGGCCGCCGCGCGCGCCCCGCCUGCAGCCCCGGGCCGGCGAGGCGAGCCCUCCUUAUGCAAAGCGCGCAGCGGAGCGGCGAGCGGGGGACGCCGCGCACCGGGCUGGGCUCCUCCGGCUUCGCCGCCGCCGCCGCCACCGCAGCCCGCGGAGGACCUUCCCGAGCCUGAAGCCGCCGGCUCGGCGCGCACGGAGGCGAGCAGGCGAGGAGGGGCCGGGGCGAGCGAGCGAGCACAUUGGCGUGAGCAGGGGGGAGGGAGGGCGGGCGCGGGGGGCGCGGGCAGGGCGGGGGGGUGUGUGCGCGCUCGGAGGUUUCGGGCCAGCCACCGCCGCGCGAGCUAGAAGCGCCCCAGCCCGGCAAGCUGGCUCACCCGCUGGCCACCCAGCACAGCCCGCUGGCCCCUCUCCUGCAGCCCAUCUGGCGGAGCGGCGGCGGCGGCGGCGGCGGCAGGAGAAUGGCAUCAGAACUGGCAAUGAGCAACUCCGACCUGCCCACCAGUCCCCUGGCCAUGGAAUAUGUUAAUGACUUCGAUCUGAUGAAGUUUGAAGUGAAAAAGGAACCGGUGGAGACCGACCGCAUCAUCAGCCAGUGCGGCCGUCUCAUCGCCGGGGGCUCGCUGUCCUCCACCCCCAUGAGCACGCCGUGCAGCUCGGUGCCCCCUUCCCCCAGCUUCUCGGCGCCCAGCCCGGGCUCGGGCAGCGAGCAGAAGGCGCACCUGGAAGACUACUACUGGAUGACCGGCUACCCGCAGCAGCUGAACCCCGAGGCGCUGGGCUUCAGCCCGGAGGACGCGGUCGAGGCGCUCAUCAGCAAUAGCCACCAGCUCCAGGGCGGCUUCGAUGGCUACGCGCGCGGGGCGCAGCAGCUGGCCUCGGCGGCCGGAGCCGGCGCCGGCGCCUCCCUGGGCGGCAGCGGAGAGGAGAUGGGCCCCGCCGCCGCCGUGGUGUCCGCCGUGAUCGCCGCGGCCGCGGCGCAGAGCGGCGCGGGCCCGCACUACCACCACCACCACCACCACCACGCCGCCGGCCACCACCACCACCCGACGGCCGGCGCGCACUUCGACGACCGCUUCUCCGACGAGCAGCUGGUGACCAUGUCGGUGCGCGAGCUGAACCGGCAGCUGCGCGGGGUCAGCAAGGAGGAGGUGAUCCGGCUGAAGCAGAAGAGGCGGACCCUGAAAAACCGCGGCUAUGCCCAGUCCUGCCGCUUCAAGAGGGUGCAGCAGAGACACGUCCUGGAGUCCGAGAAGAACCAGCUGCUGCAGCAGGUCGACCACCUCAAGCAGGAGAUCUCCAGGCUGGUGCGCGAGAGGGACGCGUACAAGGAGAAAUACGAGAAGUUGGUCAGCAGCGGCUUCCGAGAAAACGGCUCCAGCAGCGACAACCCGUCCUCUCCCGAGUUUUUCAUAACUGAGCCCACUUGCAAGUUGGAGCCAUCAGUGGGAUACGCCACACUUUGGAAGCCCCAGCAACGUGUAUUCACCACGAGUGUGUUCACAAAAUGAAAUUUAUGUGAGAACUGUACAUUCAAAAUAUAGGAUUAUUAUGAUGAUCUGCAGUCGUGGAAAACAACCUGCCCCUGACUUCUGUUUAGCGUCCUUUUUAAAGAAAAAUGAUUGUGUUAGAGAAGCAAGCUGUUAAAUGCAUAAUGUCCCUACUAAUUAACUCUGAGGGUCCCAUAUUCAGACCCAUAGGAAAGCGCACGGGUGCUCACGCUUUAUGACACGAGAAACUGAAUAGGUGCGAUUGUUUUCGACCUGUAGUAUUAGUUUUAAAAAUCCACCGAAAUUUAAAAGAUAUAUAUGUGUACAUUUAUACGAAGGGAAGUUUUCCAGAAAGUAACAGCAUUUUUAAAACAUACGUGGACCUGCACACUCUAAAUAGUACUUUUUCAUGCUUCAUUAUUUCUCUGGCAGAUAAUUUUACUAAGAAGAAAAAAAUAUUUGACCCUCCCUCCCCCAAGCAGAUGCCAAGGGUAGAAGCUUUAGGGGAGCCGAGCACCCUGGUUUUCUCGUAGGCCCUAGAUCGUGUUGUAUUUACUCGUGAUGUCGAUCAUGUUCAUUUAUCAGACGUAGCCAUGAAUGAAAACAAUGUAGCAAAAUACAAAGUUAGUUAAAUACACCCCUCCGUGUGCUUCCCCCUUCUCUGCUCCCAGGCCUUCACGAAAUCACUUCCCUUUAAUUUCCCCACAUCUUGCAUGUUUCCUUUUUCAAAACCCAUGUAAUAAUUUUUUACAAUGUAUCUGACACAUUAAUAGAUCGACAUCAAAUAGGCAGAGAUGCCACUUCCUGAUCUCGGUGAGGAAAUGAUGUCUAGAUAUCAUCUUUAUCUGCCUGCCUGCCAUAACCACCUGGGCCCCUUUCAACACAGCCCGCCCCGAUGGGAAAUGCUCUAUUUAUUAUUGAAGGCAUGAUUCUGACACUCUGAUUUCUUUCUCCCUUUAGUUUGUAUUUAGUAAUGUCCAUUCUAGAUACUUCUGUUCUUGUAUAGGUUCUCCCCUUGCCAAACCACAAACUUGACUGCUAAACGCACUGAGCAGGGGGCACAUGGUGGCCACCCUCAGGAACAUCGGGCACAGCUGUCCCCGGGGCCACGUUCCCAGCAUUUCGUCGUCUAAGUAACUGAUGCUGCUCCUGACACAUUCAAAGGGUCAGUGCAUUGAGAGGCUUGCCUUGUUGUUCCUGUCGAUUUUGUUGAGGCCAACUUGUUUCCGUAUUCACACACUCUUGGCUUUAUAAAAUGUACUCCUCCGGUAUUCUAGGCCAAUCAAUAUAUUUAAAAGUC
Molecule: messenger RNA, 3592 nt
Organism: Equus quagga
Lineage: Eukaryota; Metazoa; Chordata; Mammalia; Perissodactyla; Equidae
Gene: MAF
Product: MAF bZIP transcription factor
Exons: 3
Coding region: 1264-2313 (349 amino acids)
Biological process (GO): regulation of transcription by RNA polymerase II; lens fiber cell differentiation
Cellular component (GO): nucleus
Molecular function (GO): DNA-binding transcription factor activity, RNA polymerase II-specific; RNA polymerase II cis-regulatory region sequence-specific DNA binding
Source: RefSeq, a predicted model, not a curated record